Molecule: messenger RNA, 6423 nt
Organism: Coregonus sp. 'balchen'
Lineage: Eukaryota; Metazoa; Chordata; Actinopteri; Salmoniformes; Salmonidae
Source: the annotation of a GenBank genome assembly
GUUGGAGCCUGGUAUUGAGCUACUAGGUAAAAUCCUUGAGCCAAAGUCUGAGCCAUCAAUAGUUGCUUCUCCGGUAGCUGACUGUGCCUACAUCAUGUUUAGAGCCGCCGUCCGACUUUCAGUGUCUGGUGCCCGGAGUUUGACACGGACACAGCUCAGGUGUACAGGUAUUGUGUUUUAUGACCUAAUUUCGUAGUUUGGGACGUUCAUGCGGAAAUCACUGUCGGCAGGCGUUCUUGGCUGGCUAGCUAACGGUAGCAUAUUGUUGCUAGCACACAAUCAGUUGCCGACGGAAAACUACAAAAUACACGUUUUCGGUGAACUACAAGUGGUAGACGUGUUAUGGAUGCGCUAUAUCACUUUUCUCCUUAAAACAAAUGUAAAGUUUGAAAGCGCGUUUUAAUAUUGAAGUGGAUUUUUAUUGGUGUCCUUGCAAUGACCGACUGCUUGAGUGAGGCUUAGGCCUGUAGCUAGCAAGUUAACUAGCUAGCUAAUGCCAUAUCCAUGGCCUGUAUUUGGCUAAUGCUAGCUAGCGAAUUAGCAUUGGCUAGCAGAUGGCUGGUCAGACAGGUGUAGCUAGUUAAAGGUUCUAGUUAACUAGCUUACGUUUGCAUAUAGACAGGAGUGGUUGUUAAACUCGAGAUGCUAGAUUGUGCUUAUAAAUCAAGGACUUGAGCUAGUACUAACCGACAGCAACUCUAGCUAGCAAACCAGCUCGGCUAACUACUUCUUAGAACUGCUGGUUAAUAGUGCAUGCUGCAUAACCCGUUUAUAGACGCUCACUGCUUUGGCGCUUAUUGACGAUGGUUCUUAUGGCCAGGGGUAUUUUGUUAAGUUCCCUGAGGCUCGUUCUGAUCAUGGGCGGCCACCUGUGCUAAUUAGCUAUGUAGCGUGCUCCACGCAUUAAAAAACAACAACAACAUUUUAGUCAUUUAGCAGACGCUCUUAUCCAGAGCGAUUUACAGUUAGUGAGUGCAUACAUCUUCAUACUGGCCCCCCGUGGGAAUUGAACCCACAACCCUGGCGUUGCAAGCGCCAUGCUCUACCAACUGAGCUACACGGGGCCACCUGUGUAAAGGCUUCAGUGCGGCUGGUGCCUAGACGAACUUAGCUAACCCAUACUCCCUUAAAAUACCUUCGGCAAUAGUACUGUUUGUCCAUGUUGAGAUGCCCUAGCCUCAAAAUAGUCCGAAUUAAUCUAAGAACUGAAAUGUGUCAUGAAUUUGUUUUUACAGAGAAGAUCUUAGUUGCACAAUUUUUACAUUUAAAAUGUUUGGUGCAGUAUUUCUCAAUGAGAAAAUGUGCAUGAAAACUAGUAGUCUCUCGUUGAAUAACAAAACUUUAUUGAAGAGUUGACCAAUCACCGAUGAAGGGGUGUAGACUUCGGCUCCGAACUUCCACCUGCCUCAAGAUAAUUUGUGCCCGAACAGCCAAAAAAAACCUUACCGAAUGAUAGAGCAGUGGAAGAAUUGUCAGUCAGGCAAUAAUUUACUGUGAUGUCAAACCUGGCUUACAUUCCCUCACCCUGAAUGGACUGUGAAUAAUUUAAGCAGUAAUGGUCCCAUGACUGCCAUCUAGCUAGGUCAUGCAAGUACACUGGCAACGAGCCAACUGGACUCUACAACCUUUCCUUUCCUAGUACACUAGGCCCGCAUUUACACAGGCAGACGGAAUUUACACAGGCAGCCCCAUUCUGAUAUUUUUUUCACUAAUCGGUCUUUUGACCGGUCAGAUCAGCUCAGAAAAAGAUCUGUGAUUUGGUAAAAACACCAAUUGAUGGGAAAAAUAUCAGUAUUGGGCUGCCUGUGUAAACACAGCACUAGUAGAUGUAGCUAAAUACCCUUGACUAGUAAGAGCCAUUUGCUUGUGCUCUGCUGCGCAGUAAAGUCAUAUCUGACUAAAAUCAUAAUAUGGCGUCAAGUGCAUCAACCUCGACAAAUUUUUUCACAAAAUACUAUUUGAGUUUGAUCAGAGUUUAGAGCAGUUAGCUGCUUUUCGUCAUUGAGCAGAGCAGCCCAAGUGAUGUCGUUGCUAUGGAUACUCAGACCCCCCCCCCCAUGUUUUGCACUGGGCUCUGAAUGUCUGUGGCAAUAAGUGCUCUCUGGCGCUGAUGAGUCUGAGGCGAUGCUCUAGUCUGACUAUAGUCUCUAUUCCCCAAGGUACAAGAGUGAGGUGCUGACAACAUUUGUCUAAUUAUCCAUGUAUCUUUUCCCGCAGCUCCCCUGGCCCAGAGGUGUUACUCCCAUGGUGGGAAGCAGGAGACUGACGAGGAGUUUGAUGCCCGCUGGAUCACCUAUUUUAAUAAGGCAGAUAUUGAUGCAUGGGAGCUGAGGAAAGGUGAGUGAGGACACCACCUGGUCAGCCCUGGGAUUAUGAGGAGGAGCAUAGUGCUGCAUUGACUACUUGGAAGACUGUGUGUAUAUAUAGAGCGUGUGCUCUAGGGUUGUGGCGGUCAUUACAUUUUGUCAGCUGGGAAAUGUCAUGCAAAUAACUGCCGGUCUCACAGUAAUUGACCGUUAAUUACGAAACACGUUUAGCAUCUCCGGCCUUUCACGCAUAGCCUACAAGCCACUGAUGCUGACCUUUUGGAACAUCUACAUUUGAUGAAGUCUAAUAAAUAAAUUUACGCUGAACAAAAAUAUAAUUUGCUGAAUUACAGUUCAUAUAAGGUUCAGUCAAUUGAAAUAGAUAAAUUAGGCCCUAAUCUAUGGGUCUCACAUGACUGGGCAGGGGUGCAGCCCUGGCUAUGCCCAACCAUGGCUGCACCCCUGCCAAGUCAUGUGAGAUCCAUAGGUUAGGGCCUGAUUUUAAUUUCUCCACUGGGGAGCCUGGCCCUGCGAAUCAGAAUGAGUUUUUCCCCACAAAAGGGCUUUAUUACAAAGGUCUAAAGAAACACGUUGUGAAAAUGUAGUCUAUUUCAGAAGAACAUAAUAGCAUAUUCUCAGUUAUCCUUACGUUAGGCUAUGGCUCUAGUUCAUUUAGCAGACAAGAUUUGCUUAUGAUUCCAGUGGCGUUAUUUUAUAGUAAGACUAAUACAAUUGAACGGAUCAUUUGAAACAGGUCCUCCUUUAUAUUCUUUAUUUACAGUUAUUUAUGUAACUUUAGUUGUGAUUCAAACCUUAGGCUAUAUGUUCAUGAUGUGACUAACGAAGAGAGCAUAAAGCUAGCUACAUCUAUGGGCUUAUGUUUUUCUGUCGUGCGUAAUGUGCAUUAGCCUUUAUCAUAUGUUUUGGAUAACGGCACAAUCAUUUGGGCUUGCUUGGGCUCAUUAAAUGUCUUUAAUGUAGUGCUCAUAAAAUGUUUUUUAAAUGUAUGGCUCAUUUUAAAUGUUUUUUUUUUUUUAUGUAUGGCUCCUCAUGCGCAGGUAGCAUCAGACUUGAAUUUUCAAUCAAAGCUCUAAUCAAAUCCAGACAUUUAUAUGCUUUUGAAUGACCCUUCUGGUUUUGGCGGGAAAUACUGGGUUCCCGAGUGGAGCAGUGGUCUAAGGCGCUGCAUCUCAGUGCUUGAGGCGUCACUACAGACCCCCUGGUUCGAUUCCAGGCUGAAUCACAACCGGCCGUGAUUGGGAGUCCCAUAGGGCGGCGCACAAUUGGCCCAGCGUCAUCCGGGUUUGGCCGGUGUAGGCCUUCAAUGUAAAUAAGAAUUUGUUCUUAACUGACUUGCCUAGUUAAAUAAAGGUUAAACAAAAUAAAAAGACCUGGGAGUAAAGUGAUUUAUUCUUGGAAUGGAACAUUUUGUAAAAUAAAAGUAUGCACUUGAAGAGCGAAUAGAGGACUCUUUUCCUGCGGUUCAUUUUCCUGCGGUUCAUUUUCAUGCCAGCCAGGUAGGCUACUCCUGUUGUGAAGUGACGCGAUGUGCUUAAUAUUAGCAAUGUUGAGCAAUAAAUAGUAGGCUUAGCCUAUCGGCCCUAGUUUUCAUGAUUCAGCGGUCACGUGGAAUUUGACUGCGGUCAUGACUCGUGACUGUCGGUAAGACGGUCACCAUGCCAACCCUAUACUCAACCUGUUCUGUUUACUGAACCCCAAUCUCUCUUAUGAGUCUUCCCCGGGGGUACUGGUAGUAGGGCAGAACCAGCGCUCUAGAUGAGCAAAAUUUAAAGGAAUGAUUUGAGUAAAAAAAAAUAUUAAAAAACAUUUGAGUCUCACAGACCAAGUGACUUGGCAUCAUUCAUUUAUUUUAUUUUUUUAAGAAGCAACUGUUGUUAAAAGUAGACUCUAUCAUCCUGUGGUAACUAACCUGACGUUGUUUGUCCAGGGAUGAACACGCUGAUUGGGUACGACCUGGUGCCUGAGCCUAAGAUCCUGGACGCAGCCCUCAGAGCCUGCCGCAGGUUAAACGACCUGGCUAGUGCCAUCCGUAUCCUGGAGGCUGUCAAGGUGAGUUGGAGGAUGCUCCUCUGAACAGGAAAAUGGUGUCGAUCAGUGCUACGAGAACAUGUGUUGAAUGGCAACGUUUCAGCAUAACCCCUUUCUCUGACUGGCCUAGUCUUCGCUAGUCUAUCCCCUAUUCUGGCUUUUUCGUCUGGACAUGAGGUAUAUGGCAAACUCCCAAGUAUUUAAUAUUUUUUUUGUAAUCAUCAUUCUACUCCGGAAUAAGCAAAGUAUAAAAGCUAUUAUAUGUGUAUAUAUAUAUAUAUAUACAGUGGGGAAAAAAAGUAUUUAGUCAGCCACCAAUUGUGCAAGUUCUCCCACUUAAAAAGAUGAGAGAGGCCUGUAAUUUUCAUCAUAGGUACACGUCAACUAUGACAGACAAAAUGAGAAAAAAAAAUCCAGAAAAUCACAUUGUAGGAUUUUUAAUGAAUUUAUUUGCAAAUUAUGGUGGAAAAUAAGUAUUUGGUCAAUAACAAAAGUUUCUCAAUACUUUGUUAUAUACCCUUUGUUGGCAAUGACACAGGUCAAACGAUUUCUGUAAGUCUUCACAAGGUUUUCACACACUGUUGCUGGUAUUUUGGCCCAUUCCUCCAUGCAGAUCUCCUCUAGAGCAGUGAUGUUUUGGGGCUGUCGCUGGGCAACACAGACUUUCAACUCCCUCCAAAGAUUUUCUAUGGCGUUGAGAUCUGGAGACUGGCUAGGCCACUCCAGGACCUUGAAAUGCUUCUUACGAAGCCACUCCUUCGUUGCCCGGGCGGUGUGUUUGGGAUCAUUGUCAUGCUGAAAGACCCAGCCACGUUUCAUCUUCAAUGCCCUUGCUGAUGGAAGGAGUUUUUCACUCAAAAUCUCACGAUACAUGGCCCCAUUCAUUCUUUCCUUUACACGGAUCAGUCGUCCUGGUCCCUUUGCAGAACAACAGCCCCAAAGCAUGAUGCUUCCACCCCCAUGCUUCACAGUAGGUAUGGUGUUCUUUGGAUGCAACUCAGCAUUCUUUGUCCUCCAAACACGACGAGUUGAGUUUUUACCAAAAAGUUAUAUUUUGGUUUCAUCUGACCAUAUGACAUUCUCCCAAUCCUCUUCUGGAUCAUCCAAAUGCACUCUAGCAAACUUCAGACGGGCCUGGACAUGUACUGGCUUAAGCAGGGGGACACGUCUGGCACUGCAGGAUUUGAGUCCCUGGCGGCGUAGUGUGUUACUGAUGGUAGGCUUUGUUACUUUGGUCCCAGCUCUCUGCAGUUCAUUCACUAGGUCCCCCCGUGUGGUUUUGGGAUUUUUGCUCACCGUUCUUGUGAUCAUUUUGACCCCACGGGGUGAGAUCUUGCGUGGAGCCCCAGAUCGAGGGAGAUUAUCAGUGGUCUUGUAUGUCUUCCAUUUCCUAAUAAUUGCUCCCACAGUUGAUUUCUUCAAACCAAGCUGCUUACCUAUUGCACAUUCAGUCUUCCCAGCCUGGUGCAGGUCUACAAUUUUGUUUCUGGUGUCCUUUGACAGCUCUUUGGUCUUGGCCAUAGUGGAGUUUGGAGUGUGACUGUUUGAGGUUGUGGACAGGUGUCUUUUAUACUGAUAAUAAGUUCAAACAGGUGCCAUUAAUACAGGUAACGAGUGGAGGACAGAGGAGCCUCUUAAAGAAGAAGUUACAGGUCUGUGAGAGCCAGAAAUCUUGCUUGUUUGUAGGUGACCAAAUACUUAUUUUCCACCAUAAUUUGCAAAUAAAUUCAUAAAAAAUCCUACAAAGUGAUUUUCUGGAAAAUCUUUUCUCAAUUUGUCUGUCAUAGUUGACGUUUACCUAUGCUGAAAAUUACAGGCUUCUCUCAUCUUUUUAAGUGGGAGAACUUGCACAAUUGGUGGCUGACUAAAUACUUUUUUUCCCCACUGUGUAUAUAUAUGUUUUGCCACAUCAUCUGUAAUUUUUCUCAAAGCAGUUGGUUUGAUGUUCUUUCCCCAGGACAAAUCUGGCCCCCACAAAGACAUCUACCCAUACUUAAUUCAGGAGCUGCGGCCAACACUAGAUGAACUUGGUAUCUCCACACCUGAAGAGCUUGGCAUGGACAAAUUA